This is a messenger RNA of Closterium sp. NIES-65, 3669 nucleotides long. The record is from the annotation of a GenBank genome assembly. NCBI's taxonomy places the organism in Eukaryota, Viridiplantae, Streptophyta, Zygnematophyceae, Desmidiales, Closteriaceae.
AUGCCGUUGCCGCCAGUCACCGCACCGGCGGCUUAUUACAAGUGCACGUGGGCGCGCGCGUGCCUGUGCUGUCGCGCGCGCAAGAUCGUCGACUUCCACCCGGCGCACCCGGACCGCACGACCAUCGAAGCGCGCCACGAGCACAACCACCCGCUCUCCGCGGGGCCCUUCCCCCGCUCGCCGCGAGUCGCGCUCCCCCGCUUACUUGGCGGCGGAAAACCCCCCACCGCCGCCUCCGCCAGCUUCCGCGCAAAGGCGCACGGAUUCGCCGCGGGGCUCCGCUGCAUCGGAGGCAGCAGCGACGGAAGGGAGCACGCGGGCGGCGGACUGAAGUCGGGACAACCGCGGCCGGGGCAAAACGGGAAAACCAUCACCGACUUCGCCGCACACGCCGCGGCAGCAGCAGCGGCGAUUACUACUGCGGAAGCGGCGGCGCAGAGCUUAGGCGGGGGAGCUGCGCCAGCCGCUGCGCCGCCCGCCGGUCCUUCCGCACGUAACACCCCUCCAAACGGCGGAUCCGAUGCGCGGCGACCUGCCGCCACCGCGACGGUCGCGUCGCCUUCCAGCCCUAAUAAUCCUGCCGCCGCUGUAGAGUCUUGCCGUGGACAUAAUCUGGGAGCUAUUGCUAGUAGUAGCGCCGUCGCUGGUCGCAGCUCUCACGGCUCUAGUGGGCCGCCCGCGCAGGAUCAAGCUGGUUCCGCGCAGACGGGAGGGUCCGCGCAGGCUGGUGGGUCUGCGGAGGUAGGUGGGUCUGCGGAGGCCGCAGGGGCAGCGGGUGCUGACAGUGCGCGCGGCGGAGUGAGUGCGGUUCCGGAGGUUGCCCUGGCGCCACAGGCGCAGCAGGCGCAGCAGGCGCAGCAGGUGCAGCAGGUGCAGCAGGUGCAGCAGGUGCAGCAGGCGCAGCAGGUGCAGCAGGCGCAGCAGGUGCAGCAGGCGCAGCAGGUGCAGCAGGUGCAGCACACUGCGGCGCGCGAUUUCCAAAACGCACGCGAGCGCGAGCGCGACCCGGGGAACGUGCGCAGGCUGAGAAACGCGCGCGUUUUGGGGAGCGCGCGCAUCAGCCUGUGGAACGCGCGCGGCAGCUUGGGGAACGUGCGCAAUCUGCACAAUGCGUAUGCGCGCAAGCAGGGGAACGCGCCCGAGCAGGAAGGCACGAGUGUGCGUUUUCUGCCUGCGGCAAAGCGGAUGCGCGGCGUUGCAGUGGGUCGAGUAAGCGGGCACCCAGGCCAUGGUGGAUUCACCCAUGCCCCUGCUGCCCCUAGUGGGGCUGGUGCGUCUGGUGGGGCCGGGUGUGCUGCUCCUGCUCCUCCUCCUCCUUCUCCUGCUGCUGCUGCUGCUGCUGCUGCUGUUGGUCCUGCUCCUCCUCCUGCUGCUGCUGCUGCUCCUGCUCCUGCUGCUGCUCCUGCUCCUGCUGCUGCUGCUGCUGCUACAUCGCUUGCUGGAGCACCUACUGCUGAUCCACAUGCAUGCAACACACUGUGUUCCCUCCCUCCUCUUGUACCUCCACCUCCCUCAACUGCACUCCCUCCUUCUCCUGCCCUUCCCCUUCCUUCCACCGCGCCUGCCAUGAUACCUGCUUUUUCAUCCCCCCUCGUCCCCCCUGCAUCUGCUGCUGCUGCCACUGUCAAACCCAAGCCAUGUCACUUGGACCUGUGCCUGUCCACUCCAUCUGCCACCCUCACCCCCCUCACGCGUUUUGAGUCGACUCAAAAUCGGCAGCACAGUACUGUUGCUCCCACUGUCAAGCCCGAGCCAUAUCACCUGGACCUGUGCCUUUUCACUCCAUCUCCCUCCCUCACCACCCUCACCCAGCAAUCGCUCUCGAGCUAUCCUCCUCAGCACCCUCCUCCCCUUCUCCCAUCAUCACCCUCGUCUGAUCCUACUCCAUACUCCCCUCUCGCCUCCUCUUCAACAGCCCGUCCGGGCCCAACUGGUGUGGCUGUUGCUUCAGAUUCUGCCUCGGGUGUUGCUGCUCCGAUGCCCACAACUCCCAGUUCUGCCCGUGCUCCCGCUCCCAUUUCUGCCCCAUACCUACCGCAUCAGCACAGUUUGCCUCCAUCGCCCAAGUCUGCCUCUACUGCUCCGAACAUCUCACAUCAAGCGUCGGCGCUGGGUUUUUCCUGGGAAACAUCACAGCUGCUAGCAGACAUAGAACGCCGUACCAGCGCAUCAUUACUGCCGGAAAUAUCCGUUGCGAGGGGUGAUGACGCCAUGUGGCAGGCAGCGGUUGGUCGGCUGAGCGAGGCAUUGGAGGAGAUCAACUCGCUGAGGCGGAUUGUGGCUCGGCAAGAGGGGGGACCCCCUCACAUCUCUCGAGUCGCUCGACUGUCGAUUCGACGCGCCGCCCGGUGCAGCCCGGCGGGCGGGCCCGCCCACAUCACAACGGCUGAUGUGUCACCACCACCUCGCGAGGCCCUAGGCUCCGCCAUAGUAUCUCCUGCCCGCCUCGCUUUCCCACCUCGCGCAUUCCGCCGUCUCUCGUCCGUCGAUUCUCCCACACGCCUGCCGAUCCAACCGCUUUCCUUCGCUGCGCCGCCAGUCGUUGCGGCGCGGGGCCGCGCACUAGAUUCGCGGGCAGGACGCAAACCCGCACUGCGCAAGAGCGCCCGCGCGGCCGUCGCACCCGCCUCGCGAGCUCGCGCGCGCAAGCACAUCUCCCCAACGGACUUAGCGCGCGCGGCAAUGGCGGAGGCGGAAAGCCGCGAACAGCCGCUGUUCUCGUUCGGCGUGGUGGCGGAUAUUCAAUACGCGGACAAGGACACGCGCACAUCAUCGGAUGGCCGAAAGCAGCGGUAUAGGGAGGCACCGAGCAAGCUGGCAGCAGCAGUUGCGGCGUUUAAUGAAGCGCAGCCGCCCCUGAGUGCAGUGGUGACGCUGGGCGAUAUAGUGGACGGCAGGGACACGGAGGAGGCCACUGUGGAGGACUUUAGAGUUGUGCUGGGGGAACUGGCCAAGCUGCACGUGUCUCCACUGCAUCACGCCAUCGGCAACCAUUGUCUCUACGUGCCGCGCUCCACUCUCCUGCCCAGCCUGAAUCUCGCCUCCCCUUUCUACUCCGCUGCCCUCCCCAACCACUGGAAACUCCUCGUGCUCGACUCCAUGGACGUCAGUCUCAAGUGGCAUUGCGACUCUGAGAACUAUCAGGCAGCAGAGGCGUUUCUGGAGGCGCGGAGGGCGGAGGGGCAGGAGGGGGGUCACCUGGUGCCGUGGAAUGGCGCAGUGGGGCGCGCACAGAUGGAGUGGCUGCUGCAGGAGCUGAGACUCGCAGAGGAGCAUGGAGAGAGGGUGGUGGUGGCACUGCAUCACCCCGUUGCAGUGGGCUCAGCUCCCGAUGACCUGCUAGCGUGGAACCACCAAGAGAUCUGUGACGUGCUGGUCAACUCCCCACCAGUCGCUCUCGUGCUAGCAGGCCACUACCACCCGGGCGGCUAUGUGUGCAUGCGCGGCAAGCACUUUCUGACUCUCGAAGCCAUUCUGGAGGCACCAGAGGGCUCAGAAGCACACGGGAUCAUGGAUGUGUAUGGUGACCGCAUCGAGCUGCGGGGAUCUGGGUUUGUCAAGUCGAGAGUGUUUCGGUUAGACCAGGUGGAGGAUGGGAAAGGCGGGGUGGAGAAUGAGUCUGAAGAUGACUGUAAGGUGGUAGCUGAUACAGCUAAGGAUGUGGUAUGA